Rhopilema esculentum is the source of this 1908-nucleotide messenger RNA. RefSeq names its product high mobility group protein 20A. Gene Ontology annotation, biological process: regulation of gene expression. Lineage: Eukaryota; Metazoa; Cnidaria; Scyphozoa; Rhizostomeae; Rhizostomatidae. The record is from RefSeq and is a predicted model, not a curated record. Gene Ontology annotation, cellular component: nucleus.
ACGAGGCUUUUGAAUGUGAACGGAUAGGCCACCUGCUCAUUUCAUAAAAGGGCUCUUUGUUGACAUCUUAUCUAUCAGUCUCAAAAGUCGUGCCGAGAAAAUUGAAAAAGCCAGUCAACGAGGAUAUCGAAAGCAAUGGAUGAAUCAAAUGACUCUAUGAAAGUUGAUGUUGAAGACGAAGCUCCAAAGUCCGAGACGCCAAGCAUCGUUCCGAGUGUAACACAGGAAGAAAAGCUUGGCCAGAGUUCGGAGGGUCCAGAUGCGCUAAUGAGCGAAUCGAGCCUCGAUAGUCCUGCCAUGGCAGGCGAGGAGGGGACAAAAAGAAGUUCAGGACCAGGGUCAUCGAAAGGUGGAGCAAGUAAGAAAAGGAGAAAGUUACUAAAAGAUGCAAAUGCGCCACGAGCACCUUUGACUGGUUAUGUUCGUUUCUUGAACGACCACCGAGAUAAAGUCAGAAGUGAAAACCCCGAUUUGCCGUUCCAUGAAAUCACGAAAAUUUUAGGCCAGCAGUGGAGUAACCUGCCUCAAGAACAGAAGCAGCAAUACCUAGACGAGGCGGAAAAAGAUAAAGAAAGAUACAUGGGUGAAUUGGAGGAUUACCAACAAUCAGAGAGGUACAAAGAUUUCAUGCAGCGCAAAAGGAAAGAGGCCGUUGAAAUGAAUAUAUCAGACAAUGAUGAAGAGCUCUACUGCAGGCCUUGUAACCAGCAUUUCAAUUCUUACCAUAAUAAGCGAGAACAUUUAAGUGGACGGAGACAUUUGCAAGUCAUAAGUGAACAAAUUUCAGGAAGGGGGCUUUCAUCUUUCAAAGAAGAAAGCAGAACAAGUUUGAACAAUUUAGAUCAAGUUGCAAAUAGUUUCCCAGUAAAGAGUCAGAGUUUGUCAGCACCAUUGUCAAGUGCAGUAAACGUUGCCAACCCAAGUAGCCAGGGCAAGAGUUCAUUAGGUCCAAAACUUACUGUUGAAGGUGAUGUUACUAUACCUAUCUUCACCCAAGAGUUUCUUUCUUACACCAGAUCUAAAGAGUCGGUGUUUAGAAGGCUUAGAAAAAUUAACACUGAUUUAGAGGAGCAGAAUUCCAUUCUCAACAAGCAGAUUGACAGCAUGAAAGUUGCAAAGGACAAGCUGAAGGCGGAAAUUACCCAACAAGAAGAUGAGAGCAUUGUUCUCCAGUCAUACUUAGAAAGGUUACGUUCGCAGCUUGUUGAUUCCUUCUCAGAGAUAGUACUUGCUAAUCUUGGUGAAAACGUAUCUUUGGAAAACAUUGAUGAUUGUAUAUUCAAAAUGGCAGAUAUGGUAACAUCAGGUGGACUAAGUGGCAAAGAAGAACUGGUUACUAAAAUGAAAGAUAUUGUUAGUAAUCUUCCUUAUCAAUCUUUAUUAGAACAGUAAGGAUAUAUAUUUCUUUAGUGGUGAUUGAUCAUUAUGUAUAUACUGAACAUAUUAUUUCCAACAAGUGUUUUUUUCUGGCAACCUUACUGCAAAAGUACAUAAAUUUAUAUUAUAUGAGGCUUAAGGAUUGUUAUAUAUUUUCUGGUUCAUUUUGGUUCAACCAUCUUUGACUUGGAAAAUCAAAUGUUUCACAUAACGCCUUAGGAUAGCUGAUUAUGUUUUUCAUUGAAAAUGUGAGUUUCAUGACUUGUCACCAAUAGUUUAAAGUUACACAGGGCCAUCAGAAGAGGGCAAUAACUGUCAAACUGUACUUUCAUAUCUUGAGAAUGGAGAGUUAUAGAGGGCGGUCUAAUCCACUAAAUACAAACUUGGUUCCAAUGACAUGUAUGUAAAAAACUAUACAAACAAUAGAACUUAAGAGGUAGAACAAUAAAUUUAUAAAAUCUGAUGUCACCAAAAACCAAUUUUAAGAAUUUUAGAAUUUCAACCUCAUAGCAUGAAAGAUCAUCAUGAAAU